Molecule: messenger RNA, 231 nt
Organism: Caenorhabditis remanei
Lineage: Eukaryota; Metazoa; Nematoda; Chromadorea; Rhabditida; Rhabditidae
Exons: 2
Coding region: 1-231 (76 amino acids)
Source: RefSeq, a predicted model, not a curated record
AUGAGGGACUUCCCGAAAAAAACAGAGACGUCCCAACAGGAUGUGCUUUCAAAACUUCAAGACAUGAGUGAUGUGAUCAACAAGUCUAUCGAGGAGAAGAAAAUUCCGGAUCUUGUUGGAGAUAUCUGUGUUGAAAUCGCAAAAUUGGAAACAAACUUUCGCACAAUCCUGGAUGUUGUAUCGCUGCAGAAGGAGCUCUUAUUUCCUUUAUUUUUCAAUAAUGGACGUUGA